UACUGCUACUAAUAUCAUUGCUUCUCUUUUGAAAAAUGACGUGAAAAAAUGAAAGCUUGCAUAACAUAUGCUGGACACAGGUUCUCCGCGUUUUUUCAGCUUACUAUAUUUAACCUUGUUUUUCACAACUGCCCAAAAACUGUUCUACUUGGAUUCGACCCUUUGCCCCUUUAUUUUAUAUAUUUGCUCCAGUUGUAUCUUCGGAUACAGCAAAGGGUUGGCAGUUGAGGUCUUAUUGCAUUUGAUUCUGCUAAACUUGCAAUAUUGUAUGCUACCUAAUAUCUCUACUAGAAUAUCACACUAUAGAGAAUAGAAACAUACUAGUAAAGUAAAAAGGGGUCCGAUCCAGUUUUCAUUGUAACCUCAAUCUCCUUUCCGAG
Molecule: messenger RNA, 380 nt
Organism: Rhizopus microsporus ATCC 52813
Lineage: Eukaryota; Fungi; Mucoromycota; Mucoromycetes; Mucorales; Rhizopodaceae
Exons: 2
Coding region: 68-313 (81 amino acids)
Source: RefSeq, a predicted model, not a curated record